Eublepharis macularius is the source of this 1038-nucleotide messenger RNA. It is a transcript of the gene TBC1D21, whose product is annotated as TBC1 domain family member 21. Gene Ontology annotation, biological process: activation of GTPase activity. The transcript has 11 exons. Gene Ontology annotation, molecular function: GTPase activator activity. NCBI's taxonomy places the organism in Eukaryota, Metazoa, Chordata, Lepidosauria, Squamata, Eublepharidae. The record is from RefSeq and is a predicted model, not a curated record. The coding region runs from base 1 to 999 and encodes 332 amino acids.
AUGGGCACCACCGAAGACCUUUCUCUGGCCAGGAAGCCGAAGAAGAUGCCCAUUGACAGGGCUGAGUGGGGAAGUUAUUUUGAUGAAAGUGGCCAUAUUCUAAAAUCCCAAGAGUUUGUUUCAUCCCAGAUCUUGGAGAAGGGUCUGGAUCCCUUGGUGAGAUCAGAAGCGUGGAAGUUUCUCACGGGCUACUACUCAUGGCAAACAUCACAUGAUGAGAGACUCACCAUUGAAAGUAUGAGAAGGAAAAGUUAUGAAUCCUUGUGCAACAUGUGCGACAAAAUCCAACCGCUGCUGGAAACAGAACACCGGGAUUUCAUGGAUGUCCGCAACUUCAUCAAGUCCGAUGUGCAAAGGCUUUACAUCAAAGAUGCCCAGGGCAACACAAUGGUGGACAAAGGCCAGCUGGAAAAAAUUCUUCUGCUGAAUUACAUGUGCAACGUGGAGGCUGAGUAUCAGCAGGGUUUCCACGAGAUGCUUCUACUCUUCAGGCUGCUUGUGGAAAAGGAGCAUGAAAUCUAUUGGCUGUUCCAGUUCUUUCUCCAGAAAACAGAAAAUAGCUGCAUCAUGAACAUCGGAGUGGGGAAGAACCUGGCCAUGCUAAGAUCCUUGAUUGCUUUUAUGGACCCCGACUUUUCAAAGCAUCUGGAAAGAAAGGGCCAAGUAGUUCAGUCCUUGUUCCCAUGGUUCUGUCUCCUCUUCCAGCGAGUCUUCAGGACUUUUGAUGAUGUCUGGAGACUCUGGGAGGUGUUUCUAACUGGAAUGCCUUGCAGAAACUUCCAGGUGAUGGUAGCUUACACAAUGCUCCAAAUGGUGAGAGACCAGAUCGUCCAAGAAGACAUGAGUGGAGAUGACAUUUUAACGCUAUGCAAUAAUCUCAUAGAUCUGGAAGCCAAUGAGUUGAUAGCCAAAGCUUGUACCACCUAUGAGCUUCUCAUGAAACAUGAAAAAAAGGUUCCACAGGAGCUGCAGGAGUUCUUCGGCCAGCCACAGCAAUAAAGAGGCUGUGUUCUAAGUAGAAAUAUUGAAGCGAUCCAG